AUGCGCUCUCUUUCUGUUUUGGCGGUGCUUGCAGCCGUCCAAGGAGAGAAUAGCUCCGACUUAGAAGCGAAAAGACGAGACUUUGCCAUCGAUGAGAAAGAGGUCGACACACUUACUUGGACUCCAGGAGGAACUGUCAGAACUACGCAGGACAGACCCUACGUUAGAGGAAAAGUUCAGAAAGGAUGCAGCGAAGAGAUCAUGUACGGACUGUACGAUUUCGACUGCAGCCGAGGUAAACGAACUAUCGGCCAAUGGACCAAAAACACUCGAUGCAGACUCUACUGUUUGAACAGCCAGCGAAUGGAACCCGCGGUAAAGCAACUUCGAUGUACAUACCACAGACCAACUGGGCGAUACAUCUGGAAGGGCGCGGCGCGACAAGGAAACAAGCGAGUUUUGUUGAGCAAUCCUCGAGUUGACUGCAUCACAAUGAACCACGUUGCUCGAUGGGGCCAGUGGGGACCCUGGUCUUCAUGGACGAAGUGCUCCCGCGAGUGUGGAACAGGAGAAAAGAUCCGUCAGCGGCGACGAGUCUGUGUCGGCGGCGUCAUGGGAGAAAACGACAAUUGCCCGCAUCAAGGAAACGUUCAGCUCGAGUACAGCGGAUGUGACAACCAAUGCGUUUCGCCACCAUCAGUAUCAGUGUCCUUUAGCGAUGUCAAAGAUAAAGGAUUCAUCGUCAACUGGGAAAUCGAAAACAUCGACGAGUCUGACAUCGGACAUUUCAAAGUGGAAGUUUUCGAAAGCAUCGUUAACUGGAACCAGGAGAGCUAUAAAGUCGCCAACCUGGAUAUGAUCCACCCAACUUUGAGAGACAUCAGCGUCUGGCGAGAAAUCAAACCUCUCACAAGAUAUGACGUCUGGGUCUGGAUGAUGGAUAGCCGAGGUCAGCAACUAGCCGAUCCGGUUAUCGAAAAAGUCUUUACUCUCGGAAGUCGUUUCGAUUUCGACGAAGAUGUCAUGUGCGCCGUUGACUGGCCCACUACUCACAAGGAUGAAAUGAUCACCUCUUGCGAUCAUUUGCAGUACGUUCCAGCCGGCCACAGAUGCUACACUUACUGCAAAGACGACUGGAAGAAGAUCCGAGGAACCGAGUACAUCACCUGCAUGAAUGGUCAGUGGCGAGGAAGCUGGCCCAAGUGCGAGCCUCGAGGUUGGCGAUGCAACAUGAACAUGGACACUUAUUGCCCCGGUUGCAUUCGACCAGACAACUGCUGUGACUUCAUCACAAACGAAGGAGACGUCGACUACAUCUGCAAACAAGGAUACCUCCGACCAGAGGUAAAUGGCCCUGGAAAAUCUGGAGGAAUCGCCCGAGCUCUAACCAAGAAACUCAAAGCAAAUGGUCCUUCUUGCGCUACAUUCCGACAUCGAAGACGGGAUUGCAGUCUCACCUACGCUGUGAAAGUCUUGGCACUGUACACUGACGAAACUGGAAAGAAAGAUCCGAUCGAGAAGAUUCUCGUUGACGUUGCUCAAGAUACGGAUUUCACCGAAAACUGCAUUGAUGAUGCUGAUUACGAUGUAAAAGUGAUGGAUGUUCGGCCACAAGCAGGUUAUUCUCACGUCCAGAUCGUCUUCGAAGCCGAGCUCAAUCGAUGGGAUGGCAACCUUGGAUAUGACAUGUGGUUCGAUGACUUCGAGCACGGAUACGGUCGAUGCUCGGUAAUGCGAUGCGGCGAGUUCCCACCACCUCUGUUGAAGGGAGGCGGAGCUACGUUUGGACACGACGUGGCGCUGGAGAACACUUGCACAGACGGAGACAAUGCGCACUCCGUCUGCAAGAUGAACUGCCCUUCGACUCAUCCUGUCCACCACUUUGCUCAUUACUGGCAAGAAAUCAUCUGCAACCCAUCUGGCUUCUGGAACCAGCCACUCUAUACCUACUACACUGGCUACUGCCAAGCGCCUUCUUGCAACUACUUCGACAUUAUUCCGCCAAAGAACGGCUGGUAUAGUUGCUCAGAUGAAGGCUAUGAAGGAUCCGUGUGCACUUUUGGAUGCAACAGUGUGGAUUACACUCUCAAUUCCAAGGCACCCUACAGAAUUCAAUGCAUGAAUGGAAAGUGGAAGCCGAUCGGAGGCAAGGCAGGCUUCAUCAAGGGUCAGAUCCAAGCGGAUUGCGUGUUCAACCACGUCUUUGCCCGACGAGAGAAGCGAAUUUCCCAGCCUAUUUCUCCACUGCACGCUAUGCGAAUGCAAUACAGAGAACUUGCUGGUCUGGACCAUCCAAGUUCAAUUCGAAAAGAACGAACAAAGUACAACGUUGAAAUGACGAGGAAGAAGUUCGGCUUCGAGGGACGAAGCAUGAAUUUCGACCAGGUCUUCCACGCGGAGAUGAGCACUCCAGACUUCGAAGAAAUGCCAAUCGCAGCUUUUGGCUCCAAAUAA
Messenger RNA from Oikopleura dioica, 2394 nucleotides. The record is from the annotation of a GenBank genome assembly. Lineage: Eukaryota; Metazoa; Chordata; Appendicularia; Copelata; Oikopleuridae.